UCCAUGGAGAACACAACAGAGGUGACUGAGUUCAUUCUACUCGGGCUAACCAGUGACCCAAACCUACAGAUCCCACUCUUCCUAGUCUUCUUUCUCAUCUACCUCAUCACUCUGACUGGAAACCUGGGGAUGACCUUGUUGAUUCUACUGGACUCUCAUCUCCACACCCCCAUGUACUUUUUCCUCAGUAACCUCUCUCUGGUGGACUUUGGCUAUUCCUCCGCUGUCACUCCCAAGGUGAUGGCGGGACUCCUCACAGAAGACAAAAUCAUCUCCUUUGAUGCAUGUGCUAUCCAGAUGUUUUUCUAUGGGGGAUUUAUCACUGCUGAAAGUUACCUCUUGGCCUCGAUGGCCUAUGACCGAUUUGUAGCAGUCUGCAGACCUCUACAUUAUGCCACCACCAUGACCACAGGUGUGUGUGCGUGUCUGACCAUAGGCUGCUAUCUUCUUGGCUUCCUGAAUGCCUCCAUCCAUACCGGGAACAUCUUCAGUCUCUCCUUCUGUGGCCCCAAUGUGGUGGACCACUUUUUCUGUGAUACUCCUCCCCUCCUGACUCUUUCAUGCUCAGACAGCCACAUUGCUGAGAUGGCUAUUUUUUUGGUGGUGGGUUUUAAUGUCCUGUUUUCUAUUGUGGUCAUUUUCGUCUCCUACCUGUUUGUAUUUGUUGCCAUUCUGAAGAUGCGUUCAUCUGAAGGACGCCAGAAGGCCUUUUCCACCUGUGCUUCCCACCUUACUGCUGUCUCCAUCUUUUAUGGAACCGUCAUCUUCAUGUACUUACAGCCCAGCUCCAGUCAUUCCAUGGACACAGACAAAAUGGCGUCUGUGUUCUACACCAUGGUCAUCCCUAUGCUGAACCCUCUGGUCUACAGCCUGAAGAACAAAGAGGUCAAGGGUGCUUUUAAACACCUUAUGGGAAAGAUGAAAACUUCCAUAGGAUUUUUCCUUUAG
Erinaceus europaeus (western European hedgehog) is the source of this 948-nucleotide messenger RNA. RefSeq names its product olfactory receptor 5B12-like. Gene Ontology annotation, cellular component: membrane. NCBI's taxonomy places the organism in Eukaryota, Metazoa, Chordata, Mammalia, Eulipotyphla, Erinaceidae. The record is from RefSeq and is a predicted model, not a curated record. Gene Ontology annotation, biological process: G protein-coupled receptor signaling pathway; sensory perception of smell. Bases 4 to 948 code for a protein of 314 amino acids. The transcript has a single exon. Gene Ontology annotation, molecular function: G protein-coupled receptor activity; odorant binding; olfactory receptor activity.